AUGGCCAGGUUAUCGGAACCCGACACCGGCUACAUAAAUUUCGAAGUGACGCCCCUGCUCGACAUGCCGUCCGAGCACGAGGGCGAGUCCCCCAAGGGGCUGGCGGUGGACGAGUCCUUUUCAGACCGCACCUCGGCGACGGCGACGGCGACACACGACAAGGAGAAGGCGCCAUGGUGGUCUUACAUCUGGGACUACGAGCCUGGUCGGUCUCACGAAGAACGCAUGUUCAUCCAGAAACUCGACGUCUUCCUCGUCACCAUGCUGAGCUUCGGUUAUUUCAUCAAGAAUCUCGACCAGACCAACAUCAGCAACGCCUUUGUGAGCGGGAUGAAAGAGGACCUCGCCAUGAAUGGCAACGAAAUUAACCUGAUCGAUACGGCAUGGACAGUGGGCUACGUCGUCGGUCAGAUUCCCUCGCAGAUCGUGCUGACGAAGGUGCGCCCGUCUAUCUGGGUCCCGUCAUGCGAGCUGCUGUGGACCGUCUUGACGUUUUGUCUGGCGGCGGCGAAGACUUCAAACCAUGUGAUUGCCAUCCGCUUCUUCGUUGGUCUCGCCGAGAGUAUCUUCUACCCAGCAGCCCACACCAUCUUGGGCUCAUGGUACAAGCCCUCCGAACUAGGCAAGCGGGCCUGCAUAUUCCACGCGUCUUCGGCGGCAGCGUCAAUGUUCUCGGGCUAUCUACAAGCCGGAGUAUACAAGGGCUUAAACGGGGUCCACGGUCUCGCUGGCUGGAAGUGGCUUUUCAUCAUGGAUGGCAUCAUUAGUCUACCCAUCUGCCUUGCCGGUUACUUCCUCAUUCCGGAUCUCCCUGAAAACACCAGGGCAUUCUACCUGAAUGAGAAAGAACGCGAAAUGGCACGGAAUAGAAUGAAUGCCGUUGGCCGAGCACCCCGAACGAAGCUGGGCCGCUCAGCUUUCAAGCGUAUUUUUGGGCGAUGGCACGUGUACUAUCUGACGAUCUUGUACAUCAUCUUCAUCAAUCUGGGCCCCUCAAGCAGUGUCAACCCCUUUUCGCUAUGGCUCAAGUCCCGAGGUGAAUCAGUGGAGAAGAUUAACAUCAUUCCUACAGCCGCUUCCGCAAUACAGCUGGUGCUCACAGUCUCCUUCGCCAUCAUCUCGGACGCCAUCCGCCACCGCGCGAGUAUCAUGUCCAUCUCCACCUUCCUCGGCGGUUUUGCCGCACUCCUCUUGGCCAUCUGGAACAUCCCAGUCGGGCUCAAGUGGUUCGCCUUCCUACUGCAGCGUGCCUCGGUACCUUACGGGCCGCUGAGUAUGAGUUGGGCCAACGAGAUCUGCGGAUCCGACGCCGAAGAGCGCGCCAUCGUCAUCGGCAUCAUGAACUCUCUCGGCUAUGCCUUUAACGCCUGGGUUCCGCUGUUGACGUACCCGCAGGUAGAUGCGCCCAAGUUCAGGAAGGGUUUCAUUUUCUCAACUUGUGCUUUCGUUGGACAGGCUAUAAUCACUGGUACAGUGGCGUACUUGUUCAAGAAAGAAAAGAAUAAGACGAAAACUGAGAGGGACGAGGAAGGAUCAAAUGCUGCUGUAGUCCCACCCGUCGAGUAA
Messenger RNA from Colletotrichum karsti, 1566 nucleotides. RefSeq names its product major facilitator superfamily transporter. The record is from RefSeq and is a predicted model, not a curated record. Gene Ontology annotation, biological process: transmembrane transport. Gene Ontology annotation, molecular function: transmembrane transporter activity. The transcript has 6 exons. Gene Ontology annotation, cellular component: membrane. Bases 1 to 1566 code for a protein of 521 amino acids. Lineage: Eukaryota; Fungi; Ascomycota; Sordariomycetes; Glomerellales; Glomerellaceae.